Adineta steineri is the source of this 1407-nucleotide messenger RNA. The record is from the annotation of a GenBank genome assembly. Lineage: Eukaryota; Metazoa; Rotifera; Eurotatoria; Adinetida; Adinetidae.
AUGGCUGAUACUGUCGUACCAAAAACAAAUGCUAAAACUGUUUCAUCAACAGAAGAAACUCUAGUUGAUGGUGAUGUAGUUACAACAAUAACAUCAAAUAAAAUGGUUAAUCCCGAUCAUUCAGUUACUACAACUACAACAGUUGAUAAAACUGAUCAAAAAAAUGGUGAAAAUAUUGUAACAACUUUGAGUCAAACAACAUCUUCGACAGGUCCUGAUCUUGAUAAAAAAAUAAUUCGUCAAAUUGAAUAUUAUCUUGGUGAUGUUAAUAUGGUACGUGAUAAAUUUCUUAAAACAGAAGUUACAAAAGAUCAAGGUUGGAUACCAUUAUCUGUUCUAACAACAUUUAAACGUCUUCAAUCAUUAACAACGGAUUUUAAAACAAUAACUAGUGCAUUAAAAAAUUCUGUUUCGGGUCUUUUACAAAUUGAUGAAACAGAACAUAGAAUUCGUCGUAAUCCAGAACGUCCAAUACCAAAUAGUCAAGCUGAACUUGAAUUAGCAUUACGUAAUCGUACAGUUUAUGUAAAAGGUUUUCCAAAAACAGAUGAUGUUACCAUUGAUAAAUUAUUAGUAUUUUUUGAACAAUUUGGUUCUAUAGAAAGUGUUCAAAUGAAAAAACAAUUUAAAUCGAAAGAUUUUAAUGGUGCUGCAUUUGUUGUUUUUCCAACUGAAGAAAAAGCUCGUGAAUUUAUUGAAAAAUCGAAAGAAACACCAAUUAAGUAUGAAGAUGGUUCUGUAUUAGAAAGUUCAUUACAAGAUGAUCAUUAUAAGAAGAAAGCUUUAGAAUCAGCAAAUGGUGGAAGAGCAUCUAGUGAUAAUGAAAAAUAUAAAAAAAAUAAUGAUAAAGAAAUACGAAAAGAAAAACGAAAAGAAGAUUUAGAAAAACAAACAAAUGAACAUUUAGAAAAAUUAAAUAAUGAAAAUUUACCUGGUGCUCUUAUUCAUAUUGCUGGUAUGCCUUCUAACGGUACAAGAGAAUUAAUUAAAGAAAAAUUUAAUCCAUUUACAAAAACACCUUGGAUUGAUUUUAAUAAAGGUGAUGCUGAGGCAUGGGUACGAUUAAAUGAAGCUAAUACAGCAAAAGAUGUUUUAGAAAAAGUAUUAGCCGCUGGACAAGGCAAACUUGUUAUAGGUGAUAAAGAAGUAACUAGUCGUAUAGUUGAAGGUGAAGAAGAAACACAAUUUUGGAAAGAAGCUAAUGAAAAACGUGCAGCAGAACGAACAAAGAAACAUCAACGAUUUGGUGGUAGUAAACGUGGAGGACAUGGUAAACGUAAUACUCGUGGUGGUGGCGGUGGUGGUUUUGGACAAAAACGAAAACGUGAUGAAGAUGGUAAUCAAUCAAAUGAUCAUGAAAGACAAUCAAAUUCAUCGAAAAAACCGAGAGAAACAACAGUUGAUUAA